UGGCGGGAUUCAGAUUCUGCUUACAUUCGCUGUACAUCCAGGCUGAAGUGUAGAGCCAAUUGCAAGUCGGGCAACCGAAGGGCUGUGUUGUCCUUUCCCCUAUUUCAAGUCCAAGCGCCUGUGUGCAGUGUAUCCGACUGGACUCGGGAAGGAACAAGGAAACAAAGCAAACCGGAGUGAGGGCCGGCAGAGGGACGCGAAUAUAAAUACAGAGCGUGCGCGAGGAAAUAGCUAGCCUGCUAAUAACGUAGUAGGGGAAGAAAGGAAAAGGUGGAAAAACAGGAACUUUCUCAGCAUCACCCAAAUGUGGAGGGGGGAUGGGCAUUAAUAUACCACGGGCUGUGAAGUAACACAGAAUUGCACCGAAAAGAGAGUACAGCCGCUUUGAGUCGAAGAUCCACGACCUGAGGGAACAGAUGAUGAACAGUAGCAUGAGCUCUGGUUCGGGCUCCCUACGCACCAGCGAGAAACGCUCCCUCUACGUCAGAGCCCUUUUUGACUAUGACCGGGCCAGAGACAGCUGUCUACCCAGCCAGGGCUUGAGCUUCUCCUAUGGGGACAUCCUGCAUGUCAUCAACGCCUCCGAUGACGAGUGGUGGCAGGCGCGUCUGGUCACGCCCCACGGAGAGAGCGAGCAGAUCGGGGUCAUUCCAAGCAAGAAGAGGGUGGAGAAGAAGGAGCGAGCGAGGUUAAAAACAGUCAAGUUCCACGCCAGGACGGGCAUGAUUGAUUCCAACAGGCCAGUCAAAGUAAAGCGCAAAAAAAGCUUCAACCUCUCACGCAAGUUCCAGUUUUACAAGAGCAAGGAGAAUAUUGUGCAGGAGUUGGUGGAGUCUGAACAAUGCCUGACGUCAAACACGAGCGACAGUGAAAGCAGCUCAAAGGGUCAGGAAGACACAAUUCUCUCAUACGAGCCAGUGAUUCGACAGGAGAUUCAUUACACAAGGCCUGUGAUCAUCUUGGGCCCAAUGAAAGACCGAGUAAACGAUGACCUGAUCUCAGAGUUCCCUCACAAGUUUGGCUCCUGCGUUCCUCACACGACACGUCCGCGACGGGAGAACGAGAUGGACGGCCAGGACUACCAUUUUGUGGGCUCACGGGAGCAGAUGGAGAAGGACAUUCAGGAUAAUAAGUUCAUUGAGGCGGGCCAGUUCAACGAGAACCUCUAUGGGACCAGCAUCUUGUCUGUCAGAGCAGUGGCUGAGAGGGGAAAACACUGUAUCCUAGAUGUGUCUGGGAACGCAAUAAAGCGACUGCAACAAGCACAACUUUAUUCGAUCGCAAUUUUCAUCAAACCAAAAUCCAUUGAAACUCUUAUGGAGAUGAAUAAGAGACAGACAUUUGAGCAAUCCAAUAAAAUCUUUGAUAAGGCAAUUAAACUGGAACAAGAGUUUGGAGAAUUUUUCACAGCCAUUGUACAGGGUGACUCUCUAGAGGAAAUUUACAACAAAAUCAAGAUGAUCAUCGAGGAACAGUCGGGCCCCUACAUCUGGAUACCUUCCUCAGAGAAGCUCUGAGCUCCCAGCUAUACCCCUCUGUGUCAGUGCAGCCCCCCACACCCCUCCUGACACCCCGCCCAUCCCCCAAAUAGCUCCUCCCUCCCCCUUUUUUGCCGAUAUGUUUCAUAUCAAGUUUUAGUGUCAUCAUUAUGUUAAUCUGAAAUGAAAAGAAGUCUUAUCACCAUUACUGUGACUGUGCACACCCCUGCAUGAGUUUCUCAGAAAAUCCAUUUAAGACUGGAAAUGCCAUUCUGAAUGAAUUUGUCAUUUUAAAACAAAAAAAGGGAAAAGGAGAAAUAAUCCUUCUUUUGUGAAAUGGGACUGACAGUUGAAGAUCAGAAUGUUUUACAGACAAUGCCGAGGUGAGGAGGAGUUUUGGAUUCAGGGGAAGUUGCAGGGGAAUGGAGACUUAAUCACACAAGUUGGAUCACUUUGUAAAUGUUCAUCAAAUCACAUUUUAAAAAAAGACACAAGAGAAGCAAAGACCACUUAGGAGGGGGUUUUUCUACAAGGACUGAAUAAUAUCAAGCCCAGCUGAUGGUACUGUUGGAGGAGUUCUCUCUUGUUUAUAAUUACUGAAGAAAUUGGUGGAGAAGCCUACAGACUGGUGAUCUAUCACAAACCAGCUUGCUAUUUGAUCAGCUGCCAGUUGUUGGUGCUGCUGCAGCUGAUCAAGACCUCUUGGGAGGCAGAACAAAUGAAAGAAAUGAGUUAUGAAUCUACAUUUAUAUAAUGAAAUCACAAGGUAAAUGAACAAAUCCUACUGAGAUUUUACUACAUAUUACAAAUGACACAUUUUACAUUUCACUAGAAUUGUCUACUUGGAGGGCUGUUAGAUUUCAUUCCUUUGUUUUUUUUCGUGGGAUUUUUUGCUUGUGGUUUUUAGCUGCUCUGUGUAAAGGGUGGGGGUAGAGAAGUGUAACGGGGCUCUCUGCAAAACACCAAACUGCCUUACAUCAAAUACAAAUUGUUAUAUUACUACCUGUACUUUGUGGGAAGCUACAAAUAAUUGACAAGGAAAACAAACAGGAAAUGUAUUUUAUUUUCUGAGUUGUCCUCCUGACUUCCAGGAGGUCUAACUUGUGAGUGCAAUAGACUGAAUGCAUAUCUCACCUCUGGAUUCCUAUCUUCCCCCUGUAUUUUUAUCCUUUUCCUGUUGUAAUUUAAGAAUUUAUUGGAUUCCAAUUUGGGCAGCCAUAGCUCCCUCACCCAUGUUGAGCAGCAGACCACCCUAUUACACUCUCUGCCUUCCAAGAUGAUUAUUUUUGAUUGAAUGGUCACAUGGUACUGUCCUGUAUAUGCCACCCUGAAGGUGGCCUUAAAACGGGUAGAAGACAAAUUGUAUUGGAUGUCCUAACAAUUAAAGAGUCAAUAUAACUGGUUUUUGGAUUGUCCUCCCAUCUAAAAUAACACUUGAGGGGUUUGAUUAAAACCUAUAUGCUCUGUAUCUAUAAAGUUUUUCAAUCUUUUUUUGAAUUUGUUCUGGGCAUGUGUUGAGCCACUGUGUUAUGAACCCAAUGGUAUAUCUGGGGCGAGCUCAGUCAGCUCAAGAAUCUAACGCACCGAUAUAAUUUCCCCUGCGACUGAAACACCAUGUUUUAAAGGACAAAUUUAAGAGUUCACAGAUGUUAAAUGUGAAUGAAAGAGUAACUGACUGAAUGGUCUGAGAGAUUUGAAAGGCAUUUGCAUUGAACUCUUUAAUAGACAUAAUACAUCAGCUUAUCUUAUGUGGUGAAUCUUCGUGAAGACCACUUCUGUGGUAAACCCUUGCCUGAGUUGGCUUUAUGGAUUCAACAGGAUUGAAAUUACCUGCUAAAUCUUCCUUUGCAGAUCUUGGCACUGUGUUUAUUUGUUCAUGUGAGGGGACGUGUCUGACUUGUUGAAGAAUACUGUGGCCCCCUACCCUGUGAACAUUUAAUUUUCCACCAUUUUUGGAAGAGGGGAAGGGUUUUCCUCAGAUGCCUGAGAGCCAGACCAUCUUCUGUAUGCCCUUGCCCUCUGCCCCCCCCCCCCCCCAGGAAGUGGUCACCUUGCCCUCUGGGUCCCCCCCCCGAACACCUGUACAUGCAGGCAUUUUCUGAACAGGUGUGCCUACCUGCCAGGCACCACUGCUAAACCAGCUGUCAUUACCUGUGUCAAAACCAGAGUUCAGGGAAUAACCGAAGGGAACAGAGCCAUUUAUAAACUGCUUACAGACUGUUUCAAAGGGUGUGGUAGCUGUCAAAUGUAAAUAUGCCCCCAGCAGAUCCCCCUCACCUGUGCUUCAUGCAUGUGUGAAAUAAACUGGGACAAAACAUUUUUAUAGAUCACAAAUGACAGGUAAGUAAACUGAGAUAUUCCGAGAUAUAAUUUCCAAUUUUUCCAUAAAUGUGACGUAAUGUUGGUAUUUCUCUGUAGACAAAUCUUCAGCUGCCUAUUGGAACACUUUUUAGUCAAUUGGGAAUUUAAUUCCCUCAAGUAGGGCCUGUCUACAUGUUAUUUCUUGUGGAAAAUGGUGUAUAGAUUCAAAGAAUGAAGACAAGAUGCAGGCAGCAACCUACAAUAUAUUCUAGAAACCAGGAGGAGCAUUGAUGAAUAUCUGAUUUAGACCUGGUCCUCUGUUUUUAGUUGAAACACAGCUGACUGUUAAACAUGUGUCUGGUAUUUAUACCCCUCGGUCAGCCAUCAUGUCAAUAAAGCCCAAAUAACUAGAUUUUUUCAUCCUUUCCAUUGAACUUGCGGUAUAACAAGAUUGAACCUAAAUGCCCGUGUGUGUAUAAUUGAUGAGGGUCUUUGUUCCAGUGAAAGACACAAUGAUGUAAGCUUUUCUGGGGGGGGUUGUUGGGUUCUGGUUUGUCCUUUUGGGUGAUGAGUUGUUUGACAGCACACCUGUGCAGUAAGUGCUUGCGAAUUCUUUGAUUGUACAGUAGUUUCCUUCCUGUCACACUGCAGGUGUUUGAGCCUAUCAGGAUGCUGGGCCAAAUGGUCUUCCCUGUCCUAGUCAUGAGGGAGCACAGUCCUGCAACUUUUUUUGUUUGGGGUUUUAGGUUUGGACUGGACAAGAGUUUAUUUGUUUGAAAAUAAAAUAUGUGACUCAGUUA
Messenger RNA from Salvelinus namaycush (lake trout), 4579 nucleotides. It is a transcript of the gene dlg3, whose product is annotated as discs, large homolog 3 (Drosophila). Gene Ontology annotation, biological process: chemical synaptic transmission. The transcript has 12 exons. The coding region runs from base 417 to 1517 and encodes 366 amino acids. Gene Ontology annotation, molecular function: protein binding. The record is from RefSeq and is a predicted model, not a curated record. Gene Ontology annotation, cellular component: postsynaptic density membrane; neuromuscular junction; neuron projection. Lineage: Eukaryota; Metazoa; Chordata; Actinopteri; Salmoniformes; Salmonidae.